Molecule: messenger RNA, 2015 nt
Organism: Actinia tenebrosa (Australian red waratah sea anemone)
Lineage: Eukaryota; Metazoa; Cnidaria; Anthozoa; Actiniaria; Actiniidae
Product: hsp90 co-chaperone Cdc37
Biological process (GO): protein stabilization; protein folding
Cellular component (GO): cytoplasm
Molecular function (GO): protein-folding chaperone binding; protein kinase binding; heat shock protein binding
Source: RefSeq, a predicted model, not a curated record
UCGUCAUUUUACAGAGCAACAAUAAUUUGUUGGAGAAAGGAAGUCUUUUCUUUAUUUUUUUGCCACUAAAAUGGUGGACUAUAGCCGAUGGGAUCACAUAGAGGUCAGUGAUGAUGAGGAUGAGACCCAUCCCAAUAUUGAUACUCCAAGCCUUUUCCGCUGGCGUCACCAGGCAAGAGUAGAGAGAAUGGAAGAAAUGGCAAAAGAAAGAAAAGCUAUGGAUAGCAAACUGGCAGAGAAAAGGAAAGAGCUGGAGCAACUGAGAGAAAAAUUAUCAAAUGCCAGUAUGUCAGAUAAAGAAGGAUUUCAAAAACAUUUAGAUAAAGCUGAAAGUGAGUUGAAAGAAUUAAAAAAGAAAGAUGAGGAACUGACAAAAGCUGAAAAGAAAGCUCCCAAGAAUGUAGACACACUUAGUCACGAAGGAUUCACUAAAACUAUCAUAAACCAUCCUAAACCAAAAGAAGAAGAAACAAUCUCAGCAGAAGAGCAAGAAAAGAGAAGUAAAGAGUUUAUGGAUAAAUAUGAGAAAGAAAUCAAGCACUUUGGGAUGCUGCAUGACUAUGUAGACAGCAAAGACUAUCUGAUUAAACACCCCUAUCUAACAUGUGACGAUACAGCUAACUACCUAGCACUAUGGUGUAUUAAUCUACAAGUACAAGAGAAAGAGUCAUUGAUGGAACGUGUGGCACAUCAGUGUAUCAUCAUACAGUACAUACUUGAACUAGCAAAACAACUUAAAUCAGACCCUAAGGCCACUCUUUCCUCUUUCUUUACUAAAAUUGUGAGGGCUAAAACUGAGUUCCCUGAGUAUAUGGAUGCAUUCAAURAUGAGCUACAGUCCUUCAAGAAGAGGGUUAGAGACAGAGCUGAAGCUAGAAUAGAAAAGGCAAUGAAAGAAGCUGAAGAGGAGGAAAGACAACAAAGGCUUGGCCCAGGAGGACUGGACCCUGUAGAGGUGUUUGAAUGCUUACCAAAGGAACUACAGGAUUGCUUUGACAAGAAAGAUGUGGGCUUAUUACAAGAGGUUCUUGGUAAAAUGCCAGAAGAAGAAGCACGAUCAUGGCUCAAGAAGUGUGUAGACUCUGGGCUGUGGAUUCCAAAUGCAGCUGAAACAGAAAAAGCACAYGCUGAAGGUGGUAUGGAUGCAGAACAAGAGGAAAAAAUGUAUGAAGAAGUAAAAGAACCAGAGUCUAAAUAAUAGAAUAAGACMUUUCAUGUGCCAUCCUACUCUCAUAUACUGUACAUGUAUGCUUAUUAUUAAAAAUAGAUACAUUUAAUCAAGUUUAGUAAGACUAAUAGGACAGAUAUUUAAAUUUUUCUCAUUGCUUGCWUGAAAUUGCAUUUCUUUGCUGUAAUAUUUAGAUUGAACCUAUUAUGAAACCCCUUUACCAGUACGCUUAAUGCAAAAUAUUGCCCUUUUACCAUGGACUUGCAGAUUGUWUUUGUCACCAUGGUAACUGUAAUAGAUAGUAAUUCUAUUACCAGGUGAUUUUGCUUCUCUAAUCCAGAACGAAUUAGCCAGUCAGCGAACAAUUUUUUCAUAGCUCAACAUUUUUCAUUUCCUGCUUUUUGGCUCGAUAAACAUCAGCUUUUACUCAAAAAUAGAUAAAUUAAAGCUUACCCAUGAAAAUAUUUACCAAAUAUUUUCUAAAAAUAAGCAAAAUUAAUUUUUGAUGUACUUUCAUAAUACUAAAAUUAUUGCUAAUAAUAAGYAUUUGUAGGAUUGUUUUAGUAUCAAUUGUCAGGAAAUCAUCAGGAACUGCAGGGGAGGGUUUGGGACUUUACCAGCAUGUAAAGUCUCUUAUAUUUCCAAUCCUAGACCCCAACCCUACUUUUUAGUCUGCCCCACAGUCUUUACAGAAUCAUUUGGACAGCUUAUUCUUGUCAUUCAAAUUUGAAAAGAGAAUAACAUAAUCUCUACUAUGGAGCUUUAAGCUUGCCCCAUGAUUAAAUUGUCUGUAAUGCAAUCUGUGGAACUGUCAUUCAUUAAAAAAUAAACAAAUUUCAAUAUUUAA